AUGACUUCUCGAGCAGUGAUCUCAAGUGAUUCGCGAAGAGCUUCCGCGAUUCGUUCAUUUCUUCACGUUGGUGGGAUUGCGUCGUUGAGUCCACAAACGCUAUCAAAAUUCUCUACCACGAUCAACUUGAUUGCUGGCUUUCGUUUGUCUGCUCCUCCACAGAUGCGCGUCGUUCACAUUCCACUCGACGACGACGAGAAUCAAGACCUCUCCGCCUAUUGGACUACAGUUUUUCAGAUUAUCGACGAUGAGCGAAAAUCGGGUGGGAAAGUGCUUUUGCUUUGUGCGAUGGGAAUCUCUCGAUCGGCCACUUUUGCAAUCGCUUAUUUGAUGUGCAGAGAUCGGCUCACCCUUCACGACGCGUACAAGGAGGUGCAGCGACGACGAAACAUUAUUUGUCCGAACAUUGGUUUCUUCAAGCAAAUGAUCGAAUUGGAAGAAAAGUUCUACAAGCGAAACACGGUUCGUAUCAUCGAGCCACUCGAUGGAGUGCCGGUGGCGGACGUCGUUUGGAAUGAGCUCUACGAUGAGAUGCUGCAAUCGAUGAGUUCGACGAAUCGGGAUGUAUUGAGAACUCUUCAUCCAUCAGCUAGCUCAAUGACGAUGCGAGAACUAUCACUGAAUCUCGAGAGCCCUACAGAAGAAAGCCCAAGACCGUUGAAAAAAUCCGCUUCCGGGAACAGUAUUCUAAGGGAUUCAUCACGAGGUUCAUCGUCUGGAUCCACGUCGCUCACCUCGACGUCACCCUCUUCAUCGCAGACGUCGAUCGGACAAACGAUAUCCAGAGAGACUCAAGAGGAAAUAUUGCUCUCACCGUUGAAA
Messenger RNA from Mesorhabditis belari, 822 nucleotides. NCBI's taxonomy places the organism in Eukaryota, Metazoa, Nematoda, Chromadorea, Rhabditida, Rhabditidae. The record is from the annotation of a GenBank genome assembly.